GGUCAGUUCCUCUUUCUUUUGCAUGUGGAAGUUCACAUCUGUUUGAUGAGUGUGGUUUUGGAUUAACGCAUUCAUUUGAGACGCUGGCACUGAAACGUACAGACGUGUAUCGCUAACAACCAAUCCACAUCACAUGCAAGAUGAUUGCAGUGUUAGUGUUGCUUAUGGUAGGGUUGGUUUCUGCCAAUAUUGUCUGUCCAGACGGGACAGAAUGUCAAGACAAAAAUACCUGCUGCCCAAGUAAAACAGGAUAUGCAUGCUGCCAAUAUCCAACUAUACCUGCAGUGGGGGAAGAGAACAAGGCUCCUGCUCCUCUGGUGAAAUCUAACAAUCCUUCUGUGGUUUACUGUGACAACUUCUCCUUCUGCACUGAUGGUACUACGUGCUGCAGAACUCCUUAUGGACAGUGGUCAUGCUGCCCAUACACUGUGGGUCAGUGCUGCUUUGAUGGCAUCCACUGCUGUCCCUUUGGUUAUGACUGUGACAGCACAUCCACCCACUGUUUAAGAGGAGCACUGAGAUUUCCUGCUUCCCAACAGAUUGCUGCCAUGCAGAGCAACACCAUUCAGAUACCUGCGGAGGAUGAAGGGAAUACAGUUCCUGCUUCUCUGGUGAAAUCUAACAAUCCUUCUGUGGUUUUCUGUGACAACAUCUCUUAUUGCCCUAGUGGUACAACAUGCUGUAGGUUUUCUUUCAGGCAAUGGACAUGCUGCAUAUAUAUUUUGGGUCAGUGCUGCGCUGAUGGCAUUCACUGCUGUCCCUUUCUUUAUCGCUGUGACUUCACAUCCACCCGCUGCUUCGCGGGAGCACUGAGUCUUCCUGCAUCUCCACAGAUUGCUGCGAUGCAGAGCACCACCAUUCAGGAUCAGUGCUGUCAAAGUGAGACAGGUUGCUGUGCCAUCGGGUUUCACUGUGAUGAGAAGAGUAAAACCUGUGUGAAAGACUUUGAACACUUGUCUCCUCUGAAGUCCAUGUUAAAUCUUCAGAAUCAGGACAGCGUUAUACACUGCAGUGACAAAGUGUAUUGUCCAGCUGGACACAGCUGCUGCAAGUCACUAACCGGCCAGUGGGCAUGCUGUCCAUAUCCUCUGGGUCAAUGCUGUAAGGAUGGAAAGCACUGCUGUGAAUACGGCUAUGACUGCGAUUCUACAUUUACUCAAUGCAAAAAAGGCGUCUCAAGCAUUCCGGCUCUUCUCACAAAGGAAGCCCUGCUUCGCUGAAUUUUCGUUCCUUGAACCAAUGGCUAGGUCCACAAAAAGCAAACAUAAUAAAGGGCAUUUUAUUUGGUCAAAAAAUGGUCAUUUUUUAAACUUUAAAGUUUUGCUUUUCUAUAAUAUGCAGGUGCAUUUACAUGUUAUUCUUGUCUUAUUUUGAAGGAACAAAAAUCAAUUGCAAACAUAAAUGACUAAUUGUAUAUGCCAAUUAAUAAAAAAUGACUUUAAUCACAAA
Messenger RNA from Tachysurus vachellii, 1449 nucleotides. Its product is annotated as progranulin-like. Lineage: Eukaryota; Metazoa; Chordata; Actinopteri; Siluriformes; Bagridae. The record is from RefSeq and is a predicted model, not a curated record. The transcript has 8 exons. Gene Ontology annotation, cellular component: extracellular region. The coding region runs from base 141 to 1220 and encodes 359 amino acids.